AUGUCACUUUAUUUCGACACGCGUGUACAAAAUCCAGAAACAGCUUCGAUAAGUACUCACUCGAUUUGGCACGCCAGUUAUCCUUUGCUGGCUGUUGCCGCGUAUUCUCAGGAUAAGGGUGGUUUUGUAACAAUUUAUGAUGAUCAGGGAGAGCCUAUUCAGGAUGUCGAGUCACCUAGACAUUCAGUAGUUCAGGUGACUGCUAUUGGAUGGCAUCCAGAGAGAAGGUGGCUUGCUGCAGGAUGGGAAAGUGGAGAACUGAGGGUAUGGCCAGGUGACACUGGUAGCAAUGAAUUCAACUUGGUAGUCACUCCACAUCGUGAUCCCAUUACAAUUCUACAAUGGAGCCAGCAUGGAGGAAGAUUAGUAUCUGCAGAUUCAGCUGGAUCUAUAAUUGGCUGGAAAAUUGACUCAAGGGGCCAAUUAUUAAUGACAUUUCAUCAUGAACUGAAAGAUUCCUUUGCACAAAUAGUAUUCAAAACUAUUCCACCAAAAACAAUGAUGGAUAUAAACGGAUUAGCAAAGGCAGCAGUUGCAGGGGAUGAACGAGCAUUAGAUAUGUUCAGCACUUGGCGUCCCAGGACAGCCGCGCCGACAACAGUUUUAACUCAAAGAGAUAAUCAUGCUUUUUAUAUUGGCACUAUUAGUGGUGUGAUAUACUUUGUUGAUAAUCAGGGACAAUGUACAGAAAUUCUUAGUACAAACGGCGCGGCAUUGCAAUUCCUGUUGCACCAUCAAACUAGAGAUUCUUUAAUUAUUAUGACAGAGGGUUUAAAUAUAGGGCAUUUUCAAGCAGACCCAAUUACCGGGCGACUCACCGAACUAACGAAAGUGAAACUUAGCAGUAGAUUUGAUGUAUCAAGAACUGGCCCAUCAAUGUGUUGGGCUGGUGCAAACACUUUAGCGAUUCUUACAGGAGAAUUGGGUGUUCGUUGUUGGGAUCUUCAUACCGGCGAUAGCUACGUAUUGACUCCGCCAGACUCAACUACUGGAAAUAUCGCUAUGCCACAAGAAAUUUGUACAAGCAUAUCUUUUUGUAAAAACAACGGUACUUUGGCUGCUGGAACAAACUUGGGAACAAUCUAUCUAUGGAAACGCAAAGUUGAACUGGACAGUGAUGAAAAUAUCUGGCCAAAUGUACCAGAAUCUUGCAGCAUCCACGGAACAGUAAAACAGCUUACAUGGGGCGCUAGUUUACUAAGAAGUCCGCUUCUAGCCGUGAAUUGUAUCACUAACGUUUUCAUAUUACACCAACAACCAAUGUGCGCUACCUACAACGAUGGCGUUUGCGCUAGUCAAGUCAGUCCCACACAGAUCUUAAUGGAAACGGACGAAUUGAGUCACAUACUGAAAAUUGACAUUCAAGUACAAGUUGUCGCUGUUAACAAAGAAUACAUCGCAGUUUCUUCUGGUAGACAAGUGGUGAUCUAUAGAAUCCACAAGGAUACUACUUUAAACACUACAGUAAUUACCAGUUUCAGUUGUGACACCGAGAAACUAUUGAUUUAUGAUCACACUCUGAUUAUUUUGACUCCCGCAGUAAUACAAUUACGAUCAAUGGAGGGCACAGUUAUUCAGAUGUUACCCGCGUUACCAGAAGAAGGUGAACCAAUUACUAUGGACCUAACUAGACAGUAUUUAACAGUUGCGUCUCUGAAUGGUACCUUAAAAAUCUGGGAUUUGAGCAAACGAGAGGCAAAGUUGCAUACCAGAGCAAUGCCAACUUACGAAGCAAUCAGCGACUUUGCUGAAAUCAUUGAAGCAAGAUGCAAUACAGAUUGUCGUUGCGUGUCCAUCACCGUCGCCAUGACAAACUUGAUGCCUAGUUCGAUUCUUUACGUCUGGGAUAUAGAAAGUGAUCAGAUACACGAAUUCGAUUUUGCAAAGUCUAACGACAUAGAUGAAGAGGACAAUUCUUUGGCUGUAAAAUGUAGAGGAAGAUUGGUCACUGCUCAUUGUUGGGACGUAGAAGAUCCUAGACUACUAGUAUGUCGUGCUCAAAAAUUAGAUGCAAGAGACUCGAAGCAUUCCUCGAAGCAAAAUAACGAAAAUGAGUACGAUGUUUCAAAGGUUAGCGUGGUUUUGGUAUCAGUAUUUGCUACAUCGGAUCAUGGAAUUGUCGUACAGGACAUAAAACCGAUAAAAGAUGAGAACUGUAGAGUGUUGGGUGUCCAUGCCCCGUAUAUCAUCAUUCUGAACUCUGAAAAAGUUGCAGAGAGAAUGAGUAAAGUAAGAAAAUUACUCAUGAGAGACUUUGAAGAACUUGGUGAGUGUGAUGUUGCCACGAAGAAAGCUGUAUUGGAUUUCAGUUUCCAUAUUAGCGUUGCUAACAUGGACGAGGCCUUCAAGGCGAUAAAGUCCAUCAAGAACGAAGGUAUCUGGAAGAGUCUGGCCCGAAUGUGCGUAAAAACGAAGCAAUUAAACAUGGGUCUGUUGUGUUUGGGUCAUACGAAACAGGCCAGAGCUGCCAGAGCUCUCAGAGAAGCUAUGCAAGAUGACAGUUUAAAUCUGGAAGUCAAAGUGGGAGUAUUAGCUGUUGAGUUGGGAUUGUAUAACGAUGCUGAACGUCUUUUCCGCGAAGGAGAACGGUUAGACUUGUUGGGCAAACUUCUCGAAGCUCGUAACAAAUUCAAAGAAGCUAUAGAGUUGGCUAAAAAUGAAAAUAAAAUUCGCGAGAAGACGAGUUACUAUAAUUACGCGAAAACUCUCGAGCAAGAGGGAAAAAUUACAGAAGCUAUAGAGAUGUAUACCAAAGCGGAGUGUUACAGGUUCGAGGUACCAAGGAUGCUUCUAGCAAUACCCAGAGAACUACAAACUUAUCUGAAUAAUUCUGAGGAUCCAGAGAUUAAAAAUUGGCACGCUCAGUACAUUGAAUCAACAGGAGACAUGGAGGGAGCUUUACAGUUGUACGAACAGGCCAAGAAUACUUUAGCAAUGACAAGAUUACUGUGUUAUUUUGGCAGAGAAGACGAAGUCAGCGACUUGGUAUCGCAAACGAAUCAUGCUGCCUCUGCGUAUCACCUAGCUGCACAUUACGAGUCGAAGAACAAUAUGGCCCAGGCUAUUCAUUUCUACACUAUCGCUAAAGCCUACACGAAUGCAAUUCGUUUAUGUAAAGAGCACGAUAUGUUUGAGGAAUUAUGGCCUUUAGCUAUACUGGCUCCAAGGCAGUCGCAGAUAGAUGUUGCAAAGUACUACGAAGAGAACGAUCAACCGGAUAAAGCAGUCUUGUUAUACCAUAAAGCUGGUCUUUUACACAAGGCUAUGGAUAUCGCCUUCAAAACGAAACAAUACAGUGCCUUACAGCUCAUUACCAUGGAUGUCAACGCGGAUUCUGACCCUGCCUUGAUAGAGAAGUGUGCAGAUUACUUUGUUCAAAAUGAUCAGAUCGAGAAGGCAGUGGACUUGUUCGCCACAGGAAAAAAAUACUUGGAAGCACUGGAACUGAUACAGAAACACAAUAUUCAGUUAUCCGAGGAUCUGGCAGAAAAGAUGACACUGGACAAAGUCGACAACGACGUGGAACAUGAGAAAAAGAGAAUCUCUAUUUUGGAAAGGAUAGGGGAAAUUGCAUUUGAACAAGGGAACUAUCAUUUAGCAACAAAGAAAUUUACUCAAGCUGGUAAUAAGCUGAGAGCCAUGAAGGCAUUGCUGAAAUCUGGUGAUACAGAGAAGAUCUGCUUCUUUGCUCAAGUUUCUAGACAGCGUGAGAUCUACAUAAUGGCUGGAAAUUACCUACAAUCGUUAGAUUGGCAGAAUCAACCAGAAGUACUGAAGAAUAUUAUCAAUUUUUAUUCGAAAGGAAAAGCAAUGGAUCUGUUAGCCAAUUUCUACGUUGCUUGUGCACAAGUUGAAAUCGACGAGUUUCAGAAUUAUGAGAAAGCUUUAGAUGCUCUGAAUCAAGCUAGUAGAUGUCUUGCUAAAGUGGUUACUCCAAGAGAUCCCGAUAUUCACAGGAGAUCUGUCGAAUUGGUGAAUAACAGAAUAGCAAUUAUCAAGCGGUAUUUAGAUAUCGUAAAGUUAUUCGAUAGGGGUGAAACUGGUAUCGCGAUGCAACAGGUACGCCAAUUGCUAGAUACUUAUGGAUCAGACUUGGAGCAAUCGGUUCGUCGUGGUGAUUUGUUCUCGACUAUCACUCAGCAUUAUCUCAAUGCUGGCGAAACUGACCAAGCACGCGCCACCAUAAAGGAAUUGAAGCGUUUAGUACCUGGAAUUAAUCUGACUUAUUAUUACAACGUGGAAGUAUUGGAGGCGCUCGGUUUUAAGAGGAUCCUUCAACGAGAAGAAAGUUCCGACAAGGAAGAUGAUAUCGAAGAAUUGUUAGGUGAAUAG
Molecule: messenger RNA, 4332 nt
Organism: Habropoda laboriosa
Lineage: Eukaryota; Metazoa; Arthropoda; Insecta; Hymenoptera; Apidae
Gene: rempA
Product: intraflagellar transport protein 140 homolog
Exons: 5
Coding region: 1-4332 (1443 amino acids)
Biological process (GO): intraciliary retrograde transport
Cellular component (GO): axoneme; ciliary basal body; intraciliary transport particle A
Molecular function (GO): protein binding
Source: RefSeq, a predicted model, not a curated record